This is a messenger RNA of Durusdinium trenchii, 3971 nucleotides long. The record is from the annotation of a GenBank genome assembly. NCBI's taxonomy places the organism in Eukaryota, Dinophyceae, Suessiales, Symbiodiniaceae.
CUUAGCUGAGCACCAAAGAUGGUGCGACCCUCGCGGCAAAGGUUUGGGUUCCUCCUUUGCUCAUGCCGGAACUUGGGCAGAUCCUUAGCUCGUUCCUUCCCAAGCAGAUCCUGCUGAUCUGGCUUUGGUCUCCUUUCAGCUCAGCACAAAACUUGGUGCACUACCUCUCCAGGCCAUGGUACCUGCGCCUGCGGGUGGUGCUGCCGGAUGAGCAGAUCCAACGACAAGUGGAGAAGGCAGAGCGCUUCUGGAAGGUUCCGAUCUUCAUCAUUUGUCGCGAUCGGCUGGUGUACCUGCAGAUGUUGGUUUCGCAGCUGCACUCCUUAGGGUACUAUCACCUCAUUGCCUUGGACAACAAUUCCACCUACAAGCCCUUGUUGAACUACUACCAGGAGAAGCUCCUUUGGGUGGUUCGACUUCCCUCGAACUUGGGCAACGAGAUCAGUCACUUGCUGUGGAGAAUGAGGUGGAAUCAGAACACGCACAUGAAGGAGUACAUUGACCGGUUCGGUGGUCGCUACGUGUUGGCCGACCCGGACACCGUCUUCGACGAUGGCGUGCCGGCCAACUGGCUUCAGCAUUUCUGGGAGAUCAUGGACCGACACCAGGCCAAUAAGGUUGGCGCGGCCUUGAGGUUGGAUGAUCUACCAGAGCAUUAUGCUGCGCGGAAACAGGUUUGGCAACAUGAGUGCGACUUUUGGCGGGAAGAUCGAUUGGCUCCAGGAGAGAAACAUGUCUUUUGGGCGCCCAUCGACACCACCAUGGCACUCACCAAGAUCUCCAAGAGCCGCCUCGCCAUGCUCAAGCCCUCCGCCAACGUGCGUGUGGCCGGACCCUAUACGGUUCGGCACCUCCCCUGGUACGAGAACAGCAAGUGGCUCCUGCCGGAUGUUGAGUAUGCUCGGAAACACCGCGGGAAGGGCCACACCUUUGGCUGGUGGUCACACGCCGAGGGCUACGCUCGCAGAGGCAAGCAGAUCAUUGACUCAGAGAGCCAAUCUGGUCAGUUCAAACGUGCCAGCAACCAGACUUUCGCCUUUCCACCGCGCGUGAAGUACUUGGGCUUUUGCCGACGCUUCUCCGCGGAGCAGCUGGACGAGCGAAGCGGGGGGGGAACCCCCCACGCGCCCAUCAACGUCCGCCCAGCGCAGUGUCACUACUCCUACCUCCCCGAGCGCGAGAGCCACCUCGCGCGGGGUCCGGCGAACGUGGCCGUGCGCUGGGCGCGAGCCGCCGCGGGUCCGGAGGAGGACUUCUGGAGGACCCGCUUCGCCCACGACUCAGCUGCCAUCUACACAGCCGUGGCCUCACUGCUUGCCGCCAAACCAGCGGUGGUGCUGGACGUGGGCGCCGGAGAGGGCGCCAGCGCCUUAUGGCUCGCUCGAGCGCUCGGUGGUGGUCUUCCCCACGUGCGGGUGGUGGCAUUGGAGAGCGAGCCAGUGGUCUUUGAACGGCUUUGUCGCAACAUCGCGGCGAAUGGCCCCGACGUUCACGUGGUCGCGCUCCGGGCAGCCCUGGGAGACGAUGAGCACGCGCCGGCCGCCGCGGUGCGACACGGGCAAAGGGGAGGAGAGGUGGUGUCGAUCUCCAGCUUACGAAUGCAAGCGAUUGAGUUGGAAGAGGUCAGUCUGGUGAAGAUCAACCUGGACCGUUCUCUUCCAACCUCAUUGCCUCUGAGCUCCUCCUUGCUCCGCUUCCUGCAGCAAACUCGCUCACACCUCUGGCUCUCGCUCACGCCGCACGGCGGCGCGUUUCCCGCCGCGUUUCCGCGGGCGGCGGUUCGACAGCUGCUGCGGCGCUGUGCGCACCUCUAUGGGGCGGGGCGCGGAACCUCCGUGGCGAACCUGACGGGGCGACGCUGGCGGCUUCCGGAAGACGGUGGACCGCUGUCGAACGUGCUGUGCACGCAAGCGCCAUUGCCUGAAGCAGUGGAGAAGCUAAAGGCCUCGUGGACGGCAACGGAGAACCCGGAGAACCCCGAGGAGAACCCCGAGGAGAACGUCGAGGACAACGAAGGUCAUGGCAGCGGGGAUGAAUCACCCAGCUCGCCAAGGCAUUUUCAGCUUUGGAGCACCUACACCAAAGCUCAGAACUUUGCGAUGAAGGAAGAGGAGGAGUCGGAAGACCUCAUGACCACCCAAGGGCCUUUCUUUCUGGGCCUUGGUGCGGAGCUGGAGCAAGAGCGGCUCUUGUUGGCGAAGGCCAAAACGCCCUGGUGGGUGUUGAGCCCCAACAGCCCCAAGCGGAUCUGUUGGGAUCUCACCGGAGUGCUCAUUCUCCUUUACGAUCUCAUCAUGAUCCCCAUGUACACCGCCUUUCCCUUGGCACCGAACGUGUUUCUCUCCUUGAUGACGGGUGUGACGUUGGGCUUUUGGACCUUGGACAUCUUGGCAUGUUUCUGCGUGGGCUACUACGCCCGCGAUGGGACCUUGGUGGUGAGCCUUCGAAAGAUCGCCAAGCAGUAUCUGUUCACGUGGUUCCCGCUCGACGUGAUCAUCGUGAGCAUUGAUUGGAUCAUCGUUCUGGCGCUCAUCUCUGAAGAGGAGGGCAAAAGCGCUGGGCUCAUGCGUGCGGGAAAGAUGCUCCGCGCGCUGCGGGUGCUCCGCACGCUGCGCCUGCUGCGCUUGGCGAAGCUGCGGCAGCUCCUGAACAAGCUGCAGGACCAGGUGGAUUCCGAGCACAUUUCCGUGCUCUUGGACAUUGUCAAACUCUUGAUUCUCAUUUGUUUCAUCAACCACUUCAUCGCUUGCGCCUGGUAUUUGGUUGGGUGCAACCCGCCUUCACAGUCGAACUCCUGGCUUGCGGUGGAGUUUGGACACCACGAUUGUGAGGACCCCAUGGAUGACCAGUUGUUGUACAAGUACACCACUAGCAUGCAUUGGUCUCUGACUCAAUUUACUCCCGCCUCCAUGAGUGUUCAGCCCACGAACACGGUGGAGCGCAGCUUCGCGAUCGGCGUGCUGCUCUUCGCGCUCUUAGUCUUCUCCUCCUUCGUGGCGAGCCUCACCGGAGCCACCACCAGCUUGCGGAAGAUGACAGGACGGCACUCCUCGCAGCUGUGGCUCCUGCGCAAGUUCCUGCGACAGCGGGAGAUCACCUUGGACCUUCAGGUCCGAAUCAAUCGAUAUAUCAACGUGGUGCUCACCACCACCGAGAAGAGCGUCCAAUAUUCGGAUGUGAAACUCUUUGGAAUGCUCUCUGGACCGCUGCACAAUGAACUGCGGACAGAGCUGAAUAAGCCUCGCUUGUUAGUCCAUCCCUUCUUUGUGAAUAUGAUGGACAAGUUCGAAGCCUUGAUGCGAAAGGUGUGCUUCAAAGUGCCCAGCCAAGUCUCCUUGAGCCGCGCCGACAUCCUCUUCUCCGCCGGUGAGGAGGGCAAGUCCAUGUAUUUCUUGAGCAGUGGGAGCCUGGACUACAUGCAGCACGAGACCAAGGAGUUCGAACAGGUGAAAGCCAACGAGUGGUUUUGCGAAGUGGUUUUGUGGACCCCAUGGGUGCACCAGGGGCGACUUCGAGCCAAGAUCGAGACGGAGCUCAUCGAGCUGAGCAGCGAGAAGUUCCGGGAGGUGGUCGCGGAGUAUCCCAAGCACCUCUCCUUCAUGAGGAUGUAUGGUCUUUCCUUCUUGGCCCAGCUCCAUGAGCUGUACCUGGAGAAGGAUCAUCACCUGACUGAUUUGGACAUGAACAUUGCAGUCAGCGAGAAGAUGACGGACUUUUUGCAGCUCGAAUUGGCUGCAGAUGAUGACACACAAACGGUGGUGAGCGCCGCAUCCGCCUUCUUCGUAUGGCCCACGAAAACCAACUCGAAGGAGACUGAGUUCCCACAGGUGGGCCCAAGAUAUGUCCGAGCGAAGUCGAGGUACAAGCUCACCUCCAGCGAGAGCAGUGUGUUCGACGAUAACUCCCCAACGAAGAGCUACCUGGGGGACGAGGCCUCAGCGAGAAGGUUGGAGGAGGACAUUGAGAUCUGA